Molecule: messenger RNA, 432 nt
Organism: Prunus armeniaca (apricot)
Lineage: Eukaryota; Viridiplantae; Streptophyta; Magnoliopsida; Rosales; Rosaceae
Source: the annotation of a GenBank genome assembly
AUGGUUUCUUUUCAAGCUCAUCCCCUUUCUCCAAACCAGAAGAAGGCAAUCACAGAGUCUGAGAAUUCAUCCAAGAAAAGAAAGUGGGAUGAUGAGCCAUAUGAUGGUCACGAUCAUGAUCAAGUUGAACAAAUUUUCGAAAAGCGUUGGAAACCACUAAACACAGCCAAAUCCUUGUUUGAUAUUGAGCUUCACCAAGAGACUCCAUUGCCUUUGGAGUGGCAAAGAUGCCUUGAUAUUCAGUCAGGGCAGAUACACUUUUACAAUACAAGAACACACAUGAAGACUUCUAGGGACCCAAGGAGGAGCCCUGAGCCCCCAAGUCCAGCUCCUCACAUGAGCUUAGACCUUGAGCUCAACUUGAGAUCCUGUGAAUCAAUGAUCAGGAAAGCCAAUAUUUCAGAUCACAGCAGUGAAAAACUCCAGGCCUAA